GUUACAAGUCCUAUUGGACACAUUUCAUACGGCAACAUACGCCAUUGUAAAAAGGGAAGCAUCGCAUUCUUGCCUUUUUGGCAACAAUAACUAGCUUAUUCUUCGGCAGUUGUGCGCACAGUCGCGCAGCAUAUGAAAAGCAUCUUCCAGACAACCAACAUCCCUGCUCAUAUCAGACAUAAACAACACAGCGUGAAAGCAAGACAAUCAGCAGUUGCAGGAACCGAAUAAAGUUCACAAGCAUCUCGAAAAUGCCAUCCCAAUCUCCAAUCCGGUUUCCCAAACCCAUCACUUGCUCACCAUGUACCUCACACACCUGCUCCUCCCCUUCGCCCUCCUCCCCAACAUCUCUGCCCUCAAAAUCGCCACUUCCCUCCAAUGGAUUGAGCACACGCCCCAGGCCUACGCCAUCAAGAACUUCUACAAAGGCUCCUCCCCCGCGACGCUCUCCUCGGGCGGCGUCGCCAACUUGGCCUCCGACUCCAGCAUCGACCUCGCCGCCAACGCCGAAACCCAAGGCCUCAAGCAAUACGCCAAUCACAAGUCGCUCCGCCUCAUCUACAUCAUCACCGAAGUGUCGUACCGCCUCGUCGCGCGGUCCUCUUCCCCGGCCAAUGUAAAAUCCCUUGCCGACCUCAAGGGCAAGAAAAUCGGGUCGAUGCCCGGCACCUCUGCCGCCAUCUUCGUGCAGCGCAUGCUCGCCUCGGCUGGGGUCAACGACGGCGCAUAUAGUAUUGUGAGCGGGAAUGUGUGCAUGAAGGCGCCGUGCGGGAGCGGGACUCUGCCCGCCAUGUUGAAGGGCGGACAGGUCGAUGCGUUUGGCAUCUGGGAGCCGGCGGUGGAGCUGGGCAUCCGGGCCAUUGGGAAGGACAACGCUGUUGUGUUUCAGAACGCCACCACCUACCGCGAAGUCUACAGCCUCUACACGACAACCGACAAGCUGGCCGACCCCAAGAAGCGCGCCGACAUCGUGGCCUUCGUGCGCGCGCUCAACCAGACACUCGAGGUGUACAAUCACCCCAACGCCAGCGUGUACAGCUUCGUCGCCGACAGAGUCGGCAUGGACGCUGAAGUCGUGGAAGCUGUCUGGGCGGACCACAAGUGGAGCGGGACGUGGAAGGACGAGGAGCUGAUGCCGUUGCUGGUCGACGAGGACGCGAUGCUCGCAAAGAGCGACCGGCGCGCGCCCAUGUCGCGGGCGGAGCUGGAGACGUUUUUGGAUACGAGUGUAAUCGAGGCAAUCUAGGGUGCACAUUGCUUGCGUGCUGUGAGGUAGGAGAGCUGGAAAUGAGUGGAAGACAAAUUGAGUAGCUGGCUAAAAGAUAAGCUGUGGUAUCAUUGAACGC
Molecule: messenger RNA, 1346 nt
Organism: Paraphaeosphaeria sporulosa
Lineage: Eukaryota; Fungi; Ascomycota; Dothideomycetes; Pleosporales; Didymosphaeriaceae
Product: periplasmic binding protein-like II
Exons: 3
Coding region: 302-1246 (314 amino acids)
Source: RefSeq, a predicted model, not a curated record